Zea mays is the source of this 2471-nucleotide messenger RNA. Its product is annotated as transcription factor LG2-like. Gene Ontology annotation, biological process: DNA-templated transcription; regulation of DNA-templated transcription. Gene Ontology annotation, molecular function: DNA-binding transcription factor activity; sequence-specific DNA binding. Bases 482 to 2113 code for a protein of 543 amino acids. The transcript is spliced from 12 exons. NCBI's taxonomy places the organism in Eukaryota, Viridiplantae, Streptophyta, Magnoliopsida, Poales, Poaceae. The record is from RefSeq and is a predicted model, not a curated record.
GGGCCAAUGAGACGUGAAAGGUGGUUACAAGGAGUGGAGUAGGAGACAGAAACGCUGACAGAAAAGCCCUACCAGACACACACACCUCUUUCCCUCUCCCUCCCUCCUUCGGUCCUUCCCUCCCUGCAUCUCUUCGUCGCUCUGGCCUGCCCUCUGCAUGACUGCAUGUCUGCAUCUCGCCUCCGCCCCCAACAGCCCAGCUAUCUGCCUAGCUGUUACGAGCCUGCUGUGAAAGAAAAAAGAGACGGCAAUACGUGUUCAAAAGGACGAGAUCUUCUUUGCAGCACAGUGGAUGCAACUCCAAGGCUGAUUCACACACAAUUCGCCAGUGCCUCAAACGAGGGAAAUUAAGCAGCUAUCUCCUUCCUCUGGCUCUCCCACCCUUCUUCUCGUCUAUAUAGACAGACAGUCCAUCGCCACCGCUCUCAGCUCUUUCCUUCUGGUCUCUCGUUGGUCGUAGAGCUAGCGGCGGCGGCCAUAUAUGGUGCAAGGCGAGGAGAGUUCCUGGAGGAUGGAGAGGGCAGCGCUGCCUCUCAACCAGGCGCUCGCGUAUGGAGUCCAAGCCCACGGCGCCGGCGGCGCCGCCGCUGCGCCGCCGACCUGCUUCCUGGACUUCCACCAGCCUGCGGCCGCGGCCGCUGCCUACUUCGGGUUCGGGGAGCUGGAGGAGGCCCUCAUCCAUGGCGGCGGCGGCGGCGUCGAUCCCGGCGUGAUCACCAAGAACGACGUCGCGCAGGCAAAGUCGGCGGCGGCGGCGGCAGGAUAUCUCGCGGGUGCUGCUGCCAGGCCGCCCACGCUGGAGAUCUUCCCUUCGUUGCCAAUGAGGCAUCAACAGCAGCUGCACAGUGGGAAUUCGCAGUCAGUAGGGAGCACCACUGACUCGAGCUCAGCCCAGAACGCAAUGUCUCAGAUGGAGCUGGCGUCCCCAGCAGCCUCCUCUGCGCCGCGGCAGGAGGCCAUGAUGGUGACCGCUGAUGGUUACAGCUACAAGCCAGGCCUCGCCGCUGCGGCUGCCGGUGCCGCCCCGCCGAGCUUUCAGUUUCAGCAGCAGCACCAGCACCACCACCCGCUCCCGCUGCACGGAGACGGAGGUGGAGACCAUGACAAGUGUCAUUCGCACGUACAGAGGAAGCAUGGAUCCACAGGAAAAGAUGGCAAGCUGGUAGAUGCCAAGACGGAACGGCGGCUGGCGCAGAACAGAGAGGCUGCGAGGAAGAGCAGGCUGAGGAAGAAGGCUUACGUGCAGCAGCUCGAGACUACCAGGAUCAGGCUUCAGCACGUCGAGCACGAGUUCCAGAGAGCACGGUCACACUCACAGGGCGUGGGCGUUGGGGGGUGCGGCGCCGCCGGGGACAUGAGCUGUGGCGCCGCCAUGUUCGACAUGGAGUACGCGCGGUGGCUGGACGACGACAGCAAGCGGCUGGCGGAGCUCCGAGGCGGGCUGCAGGCGCACCUGCUGCUGGACGCCAACCUGGGCCUCAUCGUGGAGGAGUGCAUGCAGCACCACGACGAGCUGUUCCAGCUCAAGGCGGCGCUCGCGCGCUCCGACGUCUUCCACCUCCUCACCGGCUCCUGGACCACCCCCGCCGAGCGCUGCUUCUUCUGGAUGGGAGGCUUCCGCCCGUCUGAGCUGCUCAAGGUCCUGAUACCGCAGCUGGACCCGCUGACGGAGCAGCAGCUGCUGGGGAUCUGCAGCCUGCAGCAGUCGUCGGAGCAGGCGGAGGAGGCGCUCGCCCAGGGCCUGCACCAGCUGCACCAGGCCCUGGCCGACACAGUCGCCGCCGGCACGCUCAACGAGGGCUCCGCCGCCCCCAACUGCAUGAACAUCAUGGCCGUCGCACUUGACAAGAUUGCCAGCCUCGAAAACUUCUAUCAACAGGCCGACAAUCUAAGGCAGCAGACGUUGCAUCAGAUGCGCCGCAUCCUGACCACUCGGCAGGCUGCGCGGUGCUUCCUCUCUAUUGGGGAGUACUACAGCCGCCUUAGAGCUCUCAGCAACCUCUGGGCUUCCCGUCCCGGCGACACCUUCAUCAGGUCAGAGAGCCUCAGCCCCACAGCAACGGAACUGCAAGCCCUGCACCACCAGCGGCAGAAUCAGUUCAGCGGAUUUUGAGGCCUUACCUGGUGGUGCGGUGGUGUCGGAGGGUGUAAACUUUGGCGGCGAAGGUGAUGUUACAAAGAUUAGAGGUUUUGAGAGAGAGAUGCAUUGUAAUGUUCUAUCAUUAAAGUACUAAGAAAGCAAUAUCACUAGGCGAAAAGGGCGGGGGGAAAGGAAUUGCUGUGGUGCGAUGUUGGGUGGCUGACCUGUUCAUAUGGCUCUUGAACUGAUUGAAGGGUUAGCCCCGCAGAAUUUUUUGCGGGUAGCAGCAGAAAACAAAGCAGUGGCAGAAGAUUCUGGCUGCUCACUUGCCAGAGAGCACUAAUUGCAGUUAGAGUGACAGAGUAACCAUUAAAUGCCUUUUUCAAAUCAA